GCACUGGGAAUCUUUAAUUUGAUUGAUUGUGUAGUAUUAAAAUCAUUCAAAUAUUCAAUUCAGACAUGUAGAAGAUAAGGAUAUUCUCUGUUCCCAGAGGGAAUUAAAAUCAUUCAAUUCAGACACGAAAAUUACAAGAUUAGCCUCAUCAACACACCCACCAUCUUUGAUCAUUGCUAUAUAUCUUUCCACUCAUCCCACUGUUGAACCACUGCUAAGACAGUAGUGUACCUUAUUCUUCCUUUAAUUUUUUCUGUGUUCUCCCUCUGCAUUAUUCAUGGGGAAGAAACAAGAUUCAUUAAUGUCCACAAAAUUCCAUAUGUUGUUUCUCCUUAUUAUUAUGGCAACACAUUUGGGAUUUGGGCAUGGGGUAAAUAAAAUUGAUCAAGCCCGGAGAAUAAUGUGGUUGCGGCGAGCUAAAAUGCAGCAGCUUCAUGGCGGCAUAACUGAUGAGGCAUGGAGUGAAAUGGAAGAAGAAGAAAUGGUGUUUGAUGAUGUGGGAAGCAUGGAGGAUGAUCUCAUCAAUGGCGGCCUUCCGGGGCAGCCAUCAAACGUGAAGUUCAAGCAGUAUGCAGGGUAUGUUAAUGUGGAUAAAACCAAUGGGAGAAGCCUUUUCUAUUACUUUGCUGAAUCUGCUCAAACUCCUCACACUAAACCUCUCAUUCUGUGGCUUAAUGGAGGUCCUGGUUGCUCCUCACUUGGGGUGGGUGCCUUUAUAGAGCUUGGGCCUUUCGGCGUUAACCCGGAUGGCAAAACCCUUUAUUCAAGAAGAUUUGCAUGGAAUAAGGUUGCAAAUACAUUAUUUUUAGAAUCACCGGCAGGUGUUGGUUUCUCUUAUUCCAACACUUCCUCGGAUUAUGAUAUGUCAGGAGACAGGAGAACCGCGAAGGAUGCGUACAAGUUCUUAGUAAAUUGGUUCAAGAGAUUCCCACAUUACAAGACUAGGGACUUUUACAUUAUAGGAGAAAGCUAUGCAGGAUUUUACAUCCCCGAGCUAGCCGAUGUAAUUGUGAAGAGGAAUACAAUGCCCGAGACCACACUAAAGAUCCCACUAAAGGGAAUUAUGAUAGGGAAUGGGAUAAUGAACGAUGACACGGAUGUGAGGGGCGGGUACGACUAUCUUUGGAGCCAUGCCCUGAUUUCAGAUGAAACUCACGACGGGCUGAUAGAGCACUGUGUGGUAAAUUUCAGCAUAAAAUGUGAACAUUUUGAAAGGGCAGCAGGGAUAGAGAUUGGAAGCAUAGACUUUUACAACAUCUAUGGGCCCUUGUGUUUGGAUUCGGAGAGUUCAAGGAAGGUAAAACGGCGGUUGGGAUUCGAUCCUUGUGCUGAGGAUUAUGUUUACAGUUAUCUCAAUCUUCCUAAGGUGCAAAAAGCCUUGCAUGCCAACAACACAAAACUCCCUUACACUUGGGAAGUUUGCAGUGAGGUGAUUACAUACUGGAAAGACCGCGCAUCAACAAUGUUCCCAAUAUACAGGAGGUUAAUAGCAUCAGGCCAAAAAAUACUUCUGUUUAGUGGGGACGUGGAUUCAGUAGUGCCAGUGACUUCUACCCGGUAUUCUGUGGAUGCUAUGAAGUUGAAAGUGAUCAAACCUUGGCAUCCAUGGGAAGAUGACACCAAACAAGUGGGUGGAUACAAAGUGGUGUACGAGGGCUUAACUUUCGCCACAGUCAGAGGCGCUGGCCAUGAAGUCCCACAGUUUACACCUCGUAGAGCUUUGACUUUGCUCAACAUGUUUCUCUCCACCAAUCACCAUUAGAGAGAGAGAGAGAGGAGAAAACAAGAAAAAAAAUUAUUAAAACCAAUUUAAAAAUUAAUGUAUAAUAAGGUAACUGUAACGUUAGUAAAACAAGAACAUGUCAUUUUUUUUUUGUUUUUGUUUUAUUGCAUGAUUUUGAAUUGUUUAAAGUUUGUUGAGUUGAAUGAUACAAUUGUAGCUUUGCAUCCAAGGUUGCAAAACUCAGCCGCCUAGCCGUCUAGGCGCCCGCCUAGGCGCUAGGCGGCCCCGAGCCUUGGAGUUUUGGCCAAAACUCGGCCGGCCGCUAGGCGGCCUGGGCGGCUGCUAGGCGGCCAAACUCGGCCGUGUCGACCGAUUUUGUCCGAUUUUGACCAUUUUUGACCGAUUUUGACCGA
Messenger RNA from Ipomoea nil (Japanese morning glory), 2136 nucleotides. Its product is annotated as putative serine carboxypeptidase-like 23. Gene Ontology annotation, biological process: proteolysis. The transcript is spliced from 9 exons. Lineage: Eukaryota; Viridiplantae; Streptophyta; Magnoliopsida; Solanales; Convolvulaceae. Gene Ontology annotation, molecular function: serine-type carboxypeptidase activity. Gene Ontology annotation, cellular component: vacuole. The coding region runs from base 278 to 1762 and encodes 494 amino acids. The record is from RefSeq and is a predicted model, not a curated record.